GGCUUGUCUUUGUUCUCGCGUCUACACGAAUUUUGACAGUCUCCCUCGCGAUAUCGACGAGCUCACUGUUCGGCGCGACGAGCAGCAGCGAACGCCACCAUGUCUUUCUUCUCGACGCCGGCGUCGUCCUCCUCGGCGGAAAAGGAUGUUGAGAUGCCCGACCCGCCCUCGGAUUCUAUCUCCUCCGUCGCGUUCUCCCCGCAAGCGGACUAUCUUGCAGUCGGUAGCUGGGACAAUAGCGUGCGCAUCUAUGAAGUCGGCGCGGGCGGGCAGUCGCAGGGGAAGGCGCUCUACCAGCACCAGGGACCCGUGAUGGGCGUGUGCUGGAACAAGGAGGGGAACAAGGUGUUCUCGGGCGGCGCGGACAACGCGGGGCGCAUGUUCGACGUGGCGACGGGGCAGGCGACGCAGGUCGCGCAGCACGACAUGCCGAUCAAGGCCGUGCGGUGGAUAGACGCGCCGCAGGCGGGGAUCCUCGCGACGGCGAGCUGGGACAAGACGAUCAAGUACUGGGACUUGCGGUCGUCGACGCCGGUGGCGAGUGUGACGUGCCCGGAGAGGGUGUACACGUUUGAUGUGCAGUUCCCGCUCAUGGUCGUCGGUACGGCGGAGCGCCACAUCCAGAUAUUCAACCUUAGCAAUCCCAGCACGCCGUAUAAGUCGAUACAAUCCCCGUUGAAGUGGCAAACACGCGUCGUGUCGUGCUUCACACAGUCUGCAAACAGUGGCUUCGCGGUAGGCAGCAUCGAAGGACGCGUCGCCAUCCAAUACGUCGAAGAAAAGGACUCUGCCAACAACUUCUCCUUCAAAUGCCACCGCAGAGACAGCCAACCCAACUCCAAGGACCAGUCGCUCGUCUACGCCGUCAACGACAUCUCCUUCCACCCAGUGCAUGGAACCUUCUCGACAUGCGGCGCCGACGGGACCAUCCACUUCUGGGAUAAAGAUGCACGCACGCGCCUGAAAUCGUUCGAUGCCCAGCCGGGUCCGAUCACGAGUACAGCGUUCAACCGGACGGGGACGAUCUUCGCGUACGCGGUGUCCUACGACUGGUCGAAGGGCCACUCGGGGAACACGCCCGGGCACCCGAACAAGCUCAUGCUGCACGCGUGCAAAGACGAGGAGGUCAAGAAGAGGCCCAAGAAGUAGUCGGCGUGCGUCUUACUCUCGAAGCACGCACUGGCGGGCGACUCGUGUAUGGGAGAGUCGUCAAUGCACUAACCUUUUGGACGCCCAGAUGGGCGCUUGAGAUGACGAUGUAUGUCGGUAUCUUGCUUUUGCUGUCGCUAUGUAUUCUACUUUUCUGUCAAUGUGAUCUGUUUCAUUGCGUAGCCCCUCCUGGUAUACUCAUACU
Messenger RNA from Schizophyllum commune H4-8, 1354 nucleotides. Its product is annotated as WD40 repeat-like protein. Gene Ontology annotation, biological process: transcription-dependent tethering of RNA polymerase II gene DNA at nuclear periphery; RNA export from nucleus. The coding region runs from base 100 to 1149 and encodes 349 amino acids. Lineage: Eukaryota; Fungi; Basidiomycota; Agaricomycetes; Agaricales; Schizophyllaceae. The record is from RefSeq and is a predicted model, not a curated record. Gene Ontology annotation, cellular component: nuclear pore. Gene Ontology annotation, molecular function: RNA binding; ubiquitin binding. The transcript is spliced from 9 exons.